Molecule: messenger RNA, 525 nt
Organism: Fonsecaea pedrosoi CBS 271.37
Lineage: Eukaryota; Fungi; Ascomycota; Eurotiomycetes; Chaetothyriales; Herpotrichiellaceae
Exons: 2
Coding region: 1-525 (174 amino acids)
Source: RefSeq, a predicted model, not a curated record
AUGUGUGUCACGGUGUGCAAAUCAGCCGCCGUUCAAUUGGUGAAUGUCAUUAGCAACAACUAUUAUCAAGGACUGUCUAGCGCGUGGUGGACGGAUAUGAACUAUCUAUUCACUGCAGCAACGGUGCUGCUAGCCAUCGAAUACGAAUGCGAAGACCCGGAAGAGAGUGACGCGACCGAAAGUGCUUUUGAACAAUCCCUCAUCAUCCUGGGCGAAAUGCAAGGCCGCUCGUCCAUGGCAUCCUCAUAUGUCACCAUGUUGAAAAAGGCAAAGGAAGCUCAAGAAUCAGCGCAAAUCGCGCCAUUGGCCGCUACUUCAUCGCCCCGAGCACGUUCGAAUAAUGCGCCUCCGCGGAAUUCUUCGUCGACUUCUGAAGUCGUGUCUGGUGGGAUCAACCUGGAAGAGUUUUUGAAAGAUGACACCAGAGCCGAUGCUCCUUUCCCGUCUUGGAACAUGCAGGACUUUUUCUUGGUCCCUUGGGAUAUGAUGAUGGUUGAUAACCCUAUGCCUACGUUUCAAUCUUGA